Molecule: messenger RNA, 3175 nt
Organism: Centropristis striata (black sea bass)
Lineage: Eukaryota; Metazoa; Chordata; Actinopteri; Perciformes; Serranidae
Gene: plp2b
Product: proteolipid protein 2b
Exons: 5
Coding region: 319-783 (154 amino acids)
Cellular component (GO): membrane
Source: RefSeq, a predicted model, not a curated record
CAGCAGCAGCAGCUCCCCUUGAGAAAAGUGAAAGCCAACGCCCCACUGUCAGCUCCUCCGCCCGGCCCUCCUUCCUCACACACACAGCACAGUGUCUGCCAAGCUGCCGCAGUCGUGACUGAGUCCAUUUCACCAAGAUUUUUUCAACGGAGAAGUUGAUUCAUCCGACUGGGAGGGCUUCUCCCUUUUCCGCUGGAACUUUUUCUUCUUUUGGGCGCUCAGGACAAGUUUGUUUAUUCAAACGCUGCUCGUCGCUUUCUGGCGAUAAGGCUCAAACGCAAAUACACAGUCGGUGUAUAAUAAGUUAUUUGUUCCACAAUGGCUGAUACUACCACGGCCAGCCCCGGGGCCGCCUGCCUGGAGAAGAUGAAAAGUUACGUGAGGACCCAGAAAGGGACUAUCCUCGCAGCAGAAAUAGUAGUCAGUCUCAUCAUCCUCAUCUGCUAUGCUGCGUCUUAUACUGGUUCCUACUCCGCCGUCGCCAUAUGCGAGAUGAUCUUCUCCAUAGUCUUCUUCGUCAUCUUCAUGCUGGAGAUGGACAAGCAGAUCCAAUACAUCAACUGGAUGUGGACUGAUCUUUUCCGUGCUGGUAUUGGUGCAUGCCUUUACAUCAUCACUUCUCUGAUCUGUGUGAUUGGAGGGCGUGGAGACGGCGCUCGGAUCGCAGGCGGGGUUUUUGGUUUGAUCGCUGGUCUGUUGUUUGCCUAUGACACCUACACCAUCUUCCUGCAAAUCAAGAGCACCAGGCAGCACACAGCAGCUUCCACUGACGACAGAGUUUAAACACUCGGAGACGCGGACCUUUGCCAAGAACGCAGCAGAAGAACAAAGAGGAAUUUGUGCAGAAGUUAACGGAAGAGAGGAUCAGAGAGGACGAUGGACAGUAAAACGAACAGGUCACAGCUUAAUCAAUGCCACUGUAAGGUGUGAACAGACGAGAGAUUGGUACUGUACAUCUGUGCCUGCACAUUAAGACAAAAUAGUGUCUACUACAUGAGGAAUUCCCCUCAAACCUUUACACCAACCUCAAUGUACCACUGAUUAAAAAAGGGCAAACUGUAAAUAAUAGGCAAUGUUUGUCUAAUAAACAUGUCUACCGUUAAUGGACUGCUGUAGUCAGUAGUAACUGUGUCAUUUGGUAAGUAACUGACACAUGAAUGGAUAUUUUAAGGAUUGUUUAACAUCAUAAUUGUGCACUUCUUGAGUGUGUUUUUUCCUGUUUUCAGAGAGGUUUUUGAGCUGGCAAAAUAUCCCCUGUAAUUUAAAGGUACUAUGUGGAAUUUUCAGAAAAUAGUUGUUAUAAUGACAUCGGUAACGUUAAGUAAACUGCAGCCUGCAUCUGCAAAUGUCCCGGAUAUCUGCCAAAACACUGAUAUAUCCGAGACUGAACGUGAUUGAUUGUGUCAUGUUCAUGUUUAUAUAUCAUGUUGAGCCAUGAUACUAACUAGUUUGCCGUUUGCUAAUUAUUUUUAUCAGCUAACAUUGUGAAGCAACCAAUGCCAGAUCCAUGCCACAUCGCUAAGUUAAAGCUAGUUAGCUUAGGUUAUAGUUAAAUAGUUGCCUUGCAUCAAUCUUGGCACGUAGAAAGCAGUCAUCAGUUAUACACCUUUGCUUUGUACCAUUAAAUCAUGGUACAAAGCAACGGUCUUAGCUGGUGAAGUAAUUUGGCAAACUAGCCAACUAACAUAACUACUCAGAUAGUACUUUGCAAGUGAUACUGUUUGCAAGUAAACAAGCAAAGGGGAAAAACAGGGAAGCUAAGCUUUCUUACAAUAGGAAAAUCAGUCACAUUGCUUUCUUGGCUUAUGUGGACUUUGUGUUGGACUGUGUUGAGGUGGAUGCCGGUCGUUUGUUGAUGUUAGCAGAAUUUCUAAGGGUGCAGUCUGAUUGGCUAGUAGUUCCUCACUAAGUGAACUGCACCAGGUAUUCAGCCAUGCUUAGUAAGGUUCAAACUGUAGUGAUAAAAAAAAAUGCUCUUUUCAAAGGGAACUGUGAACUGUGUAGGGAAAAACUGAACAGCCGUUCAAUCUUUCAAUACUGAUUUAACCAGUAUUGAAGUAACAUCUCUGUGUGACUUUAAUUUUGAAAAAACGUUAUUGUAAGCUGCUGUAGUUGGAAACAAAAGUAGCUUAACCAACAGGGAAGUACAGCACUGCAGCCAGCGCUGUGCUCUAAAGAUAUUGCUGUUCAAUAUCAUUGCAAUAUUUAACAAUCAUGUCAUUGAUUUGUUACUAUUAAUUCAGGAUCCUGAAGGAGAAAUUUAUUCACAAGAUACAUUCAUAUUCAGUUAAAUUUCCACAGUUGCAGCAACAGAUACCCAAGCUGUCGAUGUUACCAGAGUGAUGCACAGAUGUGUGAUGUCUGCGUUGGUAAUACUGCAGAGUGUUUCUGUACACUGCGGACCAGAACGCAGCUCAAACUAACGUUAGCUAGUGUUGCACACAUUUUCCCUGCAAAACCAUCCUUUACAUAGAAACCAGUCCACAGGCUGUUUAAUGCAGCCAAGAAAGUGUCUCAUAUUGUCUCAGUUAAGUUACAUCUUCACAUAGUACCUUUAAUCACUGCUCCUUAGAGUGUGCCGCGUGUGUUACAGUGCCUUAAAGUCUCAUUCAAAUUAACCAGUUUCUUCAUCUUAUCCAUCUUAUAUAUUCUUGAAGCCUAAAUUUUGAAGUGGCCUACUGACGAUCAGAAAUCUUCUGGCUGUUUUAGUGCUAAUUUGAGUUUAGUCUGCAUUGUUAGAGGCGUUAGACGUCCAUUAACCAUCAGCCAGCUCAUUCAGUGUCAUCCUCCAGUUUCACAUUUCAUUCUUGCUCAGGUUGUUUUCAUUUUUCUUAUAUUUGUAAUACAUUUUUAAGGUGCAGAAUAUUGUUCUGUUGACGUUUUAUACAGUCCAGUAGUAAAGUCCAGUUUUUUUUUGGUUCAUGUUUUGGUUUCUUUUUAUUGAUGAGGUAAAUAGAGAAAGAAGAAUCACAUUUCAUGAUGUGUACAUCACAGCUAUAUAUCUGUAACUGUUUCCUCUACUCUUUGAUGGUUAUUUGUCCAAGUAAACACAUUGCCUUAUUAUUAUUAUUAUUAUUAUUUCUAACAUGCUUUAAAAGAGUCUGCAGUUUGUCAUUUCAAAAUUCAAAGCAGGCUUGCUUUGGGGAAAUAAAAGCCAUUGUUACUACGAAGAAAA